AUGGUAUCCUACAGUUACUUCGGGCUGCGCCAGACACCUUGGACGCUCCUAGUUUUAAUUUUCAUCGUGGAAAGCGUCAUGGGGAACUUCGCCAAAUCAUUCUACAUACAUUGGAACAGUACAAACAGUAUAUUUAGAAUAGACAAUACAGAUCACGUAUUCGACUUAAAUAAAGGAAACGCUCAGUUUGAAUAUGACCAAGUGAACAUAAUAUGUCCUUUCUACACUCCCGGAACGUUUGAGGACGACACGGAAAAAUAUAUUAUCUACAAUGUAAGCAAAGAAGAAUAUGAUACGUGUAGAAUUACAAACCCAAACCCACGAAUCAUAGCUAUAUGCGAUAAACCGCACAAAUUAAUGUAUUUUACAAUUACAUUUCGACCGUUUACACCUCAGCCUGGAGGGCUAGAGUUCCUUCCAGGCAAGGACUAUUACUUUAUAUCUACGUCCAGUAAGGACGAUCUGCAUAGGCGCAUUGGAGGGAGGUGCCUUAGUCAUAACAUGAAGCUAGGCGUUCGAGUGUGCUCCAUGGUCGAGCAGGGGCAGGCUCCAGCGCCACAGACGCACUUGCCAACCACUUUCCCCUCGACCACUACCACGAUAACGACCGUGAAGCCGGUGACGAAAAAGACGCACGAGUAUGACAAAUCUCCAAACGAUGUUGUGAAAAGCGAGGAGCUCUCCUACUCCCGCGGGGCGGCCCUAGCAUCUUCUAUCGCGUUAGCAUUUGCUGCU
Molecule: messenger RNA, 735 nt
Organism: Pieris brassicae (large cabbage white)
Lineage: Eukaryota; Metazoa; Arthropoda; Insecta; Lepidoptera; Pieridae
Product: ephrin-A4-like
Exons: 1
Biological process (GO): axon guidance; ephrin receptor signaling pathway
Cellular component (GO): plasma membrane
Molecular function (GO): ephrin receptor binding
Source: RefSeq, a predicted model, not a curated record